Messenger RNA from Amborella trichopoda, 1040 nucleotides. RefSeq names its product Tetraspanin family protein. Lineage: Eukaryota; Viridiplantae; Streptophyta; Magnoliopsida; Amborellales; Amborellaceae. Gene Ontology annotation, cellular component: membrane. The record is from RefSeq and is a predicted model, not a curated record.
UCUCUCUUAUAUAUUUUUUCCAUCAUUUAUUAUUCUUCUUAUUCUUUCACUUGUUUUUGAGGCUCUCUCUCUCAUUUGGAGUAUAUUGCUUCUCCCUCACCCCUUUCUCUCUCUCUUCUGUGUUUUUGGUAUAGAAAUGGGGAGAAUGGUUCGAAGCUGUCUUCAAUCGCUAUUGAAACUGGUGAAUUCGAUCAUAGGGAUGGUAGGAAUCGCCAUGAUUCUGUACUCCCUGUGGAUGCUGAGGAUUUGGCAUCAGAACCUCGUCCAUAGUUCAUCAUAUGGUAUCCCUGAAACACAUGCUCCCUGGUUUAUGUACACAUUUCUUGGCUUGGGAAUCACUUUAUGCUUCAUAACAUGCACUGGUUAUAUUGCAGUUGAGACUAUCAAUGGCCAUUGUCUCUCUUGUUACAUGGUAUUUGUCUUCUUGCUCUUCCUAUUUGAGGCUGGGAUUAUUGCAGACAUAUUUAUCAAUAAGGACUGGGAAGAGGAUUUCCCAGAGGACCCAACUGGGAAAUUUAAUGAAUUCAAGAACUUUGUGAGAACCAACUUUGAAAUGUGCAAAUGGGUUGGCUUGGUGGUUCUGGUUGCGCAGGCACUAUCCAUAUUCUUGGCAAUGAUCCUUAGAGCCGUUGGUCCUCAUCCAAGGAGAGACUACGAUAGCGAUGAUGACUACACUCCUGCAAGACUCCCACUCUUGAAGAACCAUGCACCACAGCCUCAAUUUGGUGUUGAACCUCACAUGGCCCCCAUGAUUGAUCCAUGGAGUUCAAGAUCACAUUAAAAGGUUAAUAGAUAAAGAAGAAGGGGUUCUUUGAGUUCAGACAUUGAGAGCCACGACCCAACGGGUAAUUGAAUCUUUGUACAAAUAGACUGGUCAGCUUUUUGUGCUGCCCAAAAUUCAAAGUAAGAACUGGUCUACAUGGUUGUUAUUAUCUGCUUCUAAUGAAAAGGGUACAUAUUUUUGUAUAUUGUAUGUGUAGGGGUUACAUGGAUUUCUUUACUUUCCAUUCUUAAUGACAAGCAAAUAUACUUUUGUGUAG